Macrosiphum euphorbiae (potato aphid) is the source of this 1593-nucleotide messenger RNA. NCBI's taxonomy places the organism in Eukaryota, Metazoa, Arthropoda, Insecta, Hemiptera, Aphididae. The record is from the annotation of a GenBank genome assembly.
AUGGACCUGCUCAAGAAAUAUUUCAAUAACGAUUCUUUAUUUCCUUUUGUUUCAGACUAUGUCACAAAUUAUUUUAAUUAUAUCAAUGAAAAACCAGUACCUUCAGUCCUGGCACCUAUAACAAUAACUCUUUUCUGUUAUUAUGUCUACAUUUAUGUGAGAAAAUUUUAUCCAAUCUAUGUAAACUGUUGGUUUUGCAAUGCCAAUUUUAAAGUUGCUUUUGAGGACCGAUUUGAAUUUUUAUGCAUUGAAUGUGGACAGUUUAAUGGUUUUAAAGAGGAUGGAAGCUAUAACAAAUUAAUUCCUGAGCAACAUGAUCAAAGGUACAACCAAGCAGUUUUUUCUGUAAUCCAAGAAGAUGUUAAGGAAAAUAAAAAUGGUUUGUGUCAUAAAUGCAAUAUUAUUCAAGAAAUGAAAGUGAAACAGUUGGCUUGUUUCGUCCCUACCAGGGAAAGAAACUUUGAUAGAGAAAUUGAAAAGUUCAAGGAAAACUUGGAAGCAACAUUAAAGUUAUGUUCCAAAUGCAAUCAAUUCACUCAAAAAGUUCUAUCACUGCAAGAACAACGUUACAACUUGAGAUCAACUAAAAUAAAUAAUAAUCAAAAAGGUAUGCAUUAUGUUGGUGUCUGGCCUGAUAUAUGUUCACUGUCUUUAUCAUUUAUUGUAUUAUUAUUCUCUUCUGGUGUUGAGAAUUAUAUGGGCAAUUGGGCAGCACAACAUUUAGAUCCAUUGAUAUCCCAAAAUAGUGCUGUAACACUAACGCGCUCAAUUGGAAUGAUAAGCCUAGGUGGUACAUCAUGCCAAGUUUAUCACUGUUUGAGUACAUUGGACAUAUUGAGCGCCAUAACUAUGUUCUUAUGGUCAUUAUUAUGCGUUAUAAAUAAUUUUGAACAUUUUGAACAUUUGAAACCUAAACUUCUCAUUUCUGCAAUUAUAGUAUUCUUAUCGUCUGUAUCUGUACUUAGAUACUUGACAAAAAAACAAAAAAUUGAACAAACAAGUAUUAAACUGGAGGAUGAAAAAUGCAGAAUCAAUAAUACAAAUUAUUAUGAUACUAGUGCAAAUGGAUCAAAUAAAGACAGUGAUGAAUCAGAAAUGAUGGACAUUGAUCACAUUGGGGAGUUACCUAAAAGUCGACAAAAGAUAUUGAAUAAGACUGUCAAUAAUCUGUUCCAAGGGAUGAAACUCAAUGAAAACCGUGGUUUCAAAAACAAUAUAAUUCGACCACCAAAGUUUUUAAUGCCUGGUAAACGUGACAAGUUUGUAGGGUAUGCUGAGUCUUCUCCUGGGUAUUAUUCACCAUAUUCUGUGAAAGACGAUUAUGAUUUUGAUACGCAGAGCAUUUACUCUCAACACAGUUUUAGACCACAAUAUUCACCAAUGUGUCACCAGCCUGUUUCACCGUACACAUAUUAUACUCUGCCACACCACCAAAAUAGUCCUUUGAACUUAUCGCAUUCGUCAAACACUUCAAACAUACAGCAUACUUCAGAUUGGCCAAAGAUGUUGAUGUACUCAAUUCCUGGAGUUAUAUUACUUGCUCUGCAAUGUUACUUGUUGCAUGACAUUAAAGACUACAUGAAACAAAAGUGA